UACAUUCAAUUUAAUUAUUAAAUGAAUGAAAAUACGAAGAACAAGCAGUAGCCAAAAAUAAGAGCCGUACAAUACGCGUAUAAUACGUUAUAUUAUACGGCGUAUAAUACGGCCGGAUAAAAUGAGCCCAACACCGGCUACAACUCUACAAGCCAUGACAGAUUGAAGCAUACAUAAGUAUAAGUCUAUAAAACAAAAACUCAAAAAUCUUACAUUUGAAUUACAAAUUCAGAAAAAAUGCCGAAGUAUAAACAAUACUUAGACAUUAGAAACAAUUCUUUGAUCCCCCGUAAAACAGUUUAUCGCCAUAAGAAGAAAGAAGCUCAGGCAAAUAAUCAUGAAUUUAGCAGUGAUUCCAGUAUAACAUAUUCACCUAAUUCUAAUAACUCUGACGAGGUAUCUAUAUCGUCUGACGAUUUCAUUAAUAAUAGCUGUUUACUGAAUAAUCACGCUAAUAUUGACGUAGAGCAAUAUAAUAAUGAAAUUUCGAUGAUCACAGACUCAUCUUCAAGAUACACAAAUGAGUCAGUCAAUAUGGACACGACUAUGAAUGAAGACGAAAAUACAACUUAUUCAAGUCACAAUGAAGUAGAUGAUAAUGAUGAUGAAAGAGCUGAUAGUGAUCUCUAUCUUGGCCAAUUAUUGUGCAAUUUUUUGAACUGCACUCGUGGUGAAGUAUUGCUAAUGGCAAUGACACUAGGCUUACGACACUCGCUAACUUGGCAAGCUAUUCUCGAUCUUCUCAAAAUGAUAAAUACAAUUUUCAAUGACCGAGUUGUCCCUACUUCGAAAUAUUUUUUGCAAAAAUAUUUUCCUUCAAACGUGAAAAAUGGUGUUUAUCAUAUGUAUUGUCCUGAAUGUUAUCGAUACCUAGGUGCACGUAAUGACUUGGAAAAUAAUAUACAUUGUUCUUGUGGUCACAUAAUAAAUGUUCAUAAUACCAACUCGUAUUUUUUGCAAUUUGACGUUCGUGAUCAACUCAAUCAUUUUCUCAAAGAUGCAAACUUUGUAGAUAAUUUGAGCUACCGAUUCAGGCGAAUAAAAAAAGAUGAAUCGGCAAUCGAAGAUAUUUUUGAUGGUAAUAUGUACAAAAAAAACAGAUUAUUGAAGGAUAAUUUCAAUCUAUCGUAUACUUUUAAUACCGAUGGCUGUUCAGCUGCUGAUUCUUCGCAAACUACUGUGUGGCCUAUCUAUAUGAUGCUGCAUGAUUUGCCGCCCAAAGAACGAAAAAAAUAUAUGAUACUAUCUGGGCUUUGGGUGGAUAAAGUUGAACCAAAGAUGAACAUUUUCUUGGAAAUGUUCGUCAACCAAGCAAAUGAUCUUUCUUCAAUUGGAAUUACGUGGAAACUUGGAAAUAAUGAAGUGACCAGCAAGUUAAUUCCACUUGUUUGUUCUGUAGAUAGCGUUGCAAGGUGUAAAGUGCUUAAUAUGAAACAAUAUAACGGCACCUAUGGCUGCACCUUUUGCCUGCAUCCGACUGAGGCAGUCGAUGGCCAAAGAAAGUAUACAAUUUCCAAAAAUAUUCCUCCUCUUCGCAAUAGCACAUCUGUGAAAAUAUCUAUGCUUGAAGCUUGCGAACUGAGAGGUAUCAGAAGAGAUAUUGAUGGUGUGUGGGGACCAAGCAGUUUGAUGAAUUUAGUUCAUUUUGAUUUGGUGGAAGGCAUGUUUGUUGAUCAUUUGCAUGCUACAUUGCUUGGAUUAGUCCGUCAAUUUACUGACAUAUUGUUAAGCUCAGUUAAUGAAGAUUAUUAUGUCGGCGCUCCCCAUCAUUUCUCAAAAAUUAAUCGACGUCUUCUACAAUUCAAUCCACCAACGAUAAUCACACGGACACCACGUAACCUUAGCGAAAGACGACUUUGGAAAGGAUCUGAAUGGCAAGAUUGGCUAAUAAUGUAUUCCCUUAUUUGUUUAAAAGGAUUAUUAAAAAAUGAGAAUUUUAAUCAUUUGGCAAUGCUGGUAGCAGCAAUGAAUAUACUGCUACAAGAUAGUAUUACCCAAGAAUCAUUGGAAAAAGCCGAAGAACUUUUGAUCAAGUUCGUAAUCCGUUAUCAAAAAUUUUACGGUAAACUUUCAAUGAAUUAUGUUGUACAUCUCCAUUUACAUAUUUGCCGUAGCGUACGCAAUUGGGGUCCACUCUGGGCACAUAGUACUUUUUCAUUCGAGAAUGAAAACCGAUUUUUGUUAAAUAUGAAGCAAAGCCCUGCUCGUUUAAUACCACAAAUGAGCCAAAGAUUUUUAUCAUUCCAAAAAAUUCGUUCCUUCCCCGAAAAAACACCAAUAAGCCAACACGUACAGAACUUUUGUAGUUCAAUUUUCAGCAAGCAACUCAAAUUCUUCUCCCGAUUGGCUGACUGUAUUUUAAUAGGCAAUGGCAAGAACUAUGAUUUAUCAAUUAGUGAACAGCGUAUUUUGAAUCGUAAUAUAAAUAGUUGCCUGACUUACGAUAAAUUAAUUUGUAACAGUGUAAGAUUCGUGACUGCGUCUUACCAUGAAAACUAUUGCACUAAAUCAAAUGAUUCUAUAGUUUUGCUUAAAUCGGGUGAAAUUGGUAAAAUAUUGAAAAUUCUCAAAGUAACUUCUACAUUGCAAGAAGAAGUUAUAUUGUUCAUCAAUAUAUUUGAAAUUGAAAAUGAUCCUUUUGUAUCUACUGCUGAUGUUAUAGUCGACCAUAUAAAAAAAUGUCAUACGGUGAAUAAUAUUCGAAUGUUCACUCCAGCAGACUUAGAUCGACCUUGUUUAUACGCGAAAAUAAAACAAGUGGAGUAUGUCAUCGUCAUACCUUAUGGCUGUUGUGAUGAUUGAUAAAGAUUCAAUGUGACAAAAUAAAUGAUAAAAUGUAUUUUAAUAAAUUAUGUUUCAAAAUGUUA
This is a messenger RNA of Aphidius gifuensis, 2867 nucleotides long. RefSeq lists its product as uncharacterized. The transcript is spliced from 3 exons. Bases 238 to 2802 code for a protein of 854 amino acids. NCBI's taxonomy places the organism in Eukaryota, Metazoa, Arthropoda, Insecta, Hymenoptera, Braconidae. The record is from RefSeq and is a predicted model, not a curated record.